CACACGAAGUUCAUCGUCGUCGCCACUCCAUCCCACAGAACCCUAACCGAUCUAGAGGGGCGCAACCAGUGACGGGAUCGCCACCGCCGCGCCGCCACCUCGCCGGACUACUCCGACCACCGUCCCUGUCAUCAGUCACAAGGGCCAGCGAGGACGACGAUGGCCGGUUCUUCUUCUUCAUCUGCAAGCGGCUCCACUGAGAAUCAGGUGGCCGGCCGGCAGCCAUGGACGCCGUGACUGUGUCUCCGGCGCCGGCGACGCCGCCCGUGCCUGCCAGGGAGUGGUCGGAGCUGCCGCUGGAUGCCCUGUGCGUCGUCUUCGCCAAGCUCGGCGCCGUCGAGCUCCUCAGGGGCACCGGCAGCCUUGUCUGCCGCUCAUGGCAGAAGGCGACCAUGGCGCCUGAUGUAUGGAGAACUGUGGACAUGAUGACGCACCACCAGAUGCUGCGCUGGACGAAGGCAAGCGGACUGUGCGCCAUGGCGAAGGUCGCCGUCGACCGCGCCGACGGGCAACUUGAGGUGUUCAUGGGGAGCAAGUUUGUUACCAAUCAGCUCCUCACGUAUAUAUGCGACAGGUCACCAUCUCUGAAGAAACUUUUCCUGGCACGGUGCUCCAGGGUCACCAGCGACUGCUUCACCGAGCUGAUCACCAAGACGCCCCUGCUGGAGCACAUCGUGGUCAGAGAUUGCCGGAAGCUCCACGCCGGCGUGUUUGAGGUCGCCGGCAGAGCGUGCCCGCAGCUGAAGCGCCUGGAGCUACGCCUGGACCGCCGGUUCGACGGGAGGAAGAUGGCGCUCGGCGUUGCGGCGGCCAUGCGCGAGCUGCGGCACCUCACGCUCGAAGGCGACGCCGUCGUCUCCGGCGAAGCUCUGGCGGCCAUCGUCAACGGGUGCCCUCGGCUGGAGAUUCUCGACGUGAGCGACUGCUCCGGCCUCGCCGUCACCGUUGGCGGCGACCUGCUCGAGGAGUGCGGCCGCCUGAACACAGUGGUGCUCCCGGGCCGGUGGAUGCAUGAAUAAGCUUGGAUCGUCUACUAUUAUGACAUUAUCUGUCCUUCUAAGUGACUAUAAUAUUACUACCAUAGUGAUGGAUGACGGUAAUCCUCCAAUUAAUAAGGUGACUAGCAGUUAAACUUUUUAAUGCCGUACAGACGCUGAGACGCACAACCUUUGUAUGCAUGAUUAAAGGCUACUGUAAGAAAAUUAUUGUUACAUCGUUGUCUAGCUAUGUAGGAUUUCGCUAUAAUGCCACACUAUAGUUAGAUUUGCUAAAUUGUCACUCUAAAACUAGCUAGGGCGAUAGCCUAUGAUGAGCAUUUUUUUCAUACUUAAAAGAGGUAACAUGAGGUAUUACUAUUUUCUAUAUA
Oryza brachyantha (malo sina) is the source of this 1366-nucleotide messenger RNA. Its product is annotated as putative F-box/LRR-repeat protein 23. The record is from RefSeq and is a predicted model, not a curated record. NCBI's taxonomy places the organism in Eukaryota, Viridiplantae, Streptophyta, Magnoliopsida, Poales, Poaceae. The coding region runs from base 225 to 1019 and encodes 264 amino acids. Gene Ontology annotation, molecular function: protein binding. The transcript has 3 exons.